Messenger RNA from Trypanosoma conorhini, 1542 nucleotides. Its product is annotated as kelch repeat protein. The transcript has a single exon. Gene Ontology annotation, molecular function: protein binding. Bases 1 to 1542 code for a protein of 513 amino acids. NCBI's taxonomy places the organism in Eukaryota, Euglenozoa, Kinetoplastea, Trypanosomatida, Trypanosomatidae. The record is from RefSeq and is a predicted model, not a curated record.
AUGGUGGCAGACCUCGUGGAAGAGGCCUUCACGGAGGCGUCUCCGACCCUUCCCUCCCUCCCCGCCCGCCGCGGUGUGCCCACGCCAGAGUACCGGCUACAGUGCACGCACCUGAGGCGGUCUCCUCACCCGCGGUGUCACGGUGGCGGCCAUGCCGUUGGGUCCGAGCAGCGCAAUGAAGCUGUCCGAUGCCCUGUCGCGCGCUACGGCCACUCCCUUACUGAGAUACGUCAGGACAUGCUGCUGCUUUUUGGUGGCGUCUCGAACGACAGGGAAUACCUAAAUGAUGCGUGGAUCCUGAGGCUGUCCGAUGCGGAGAUUGAAUCCGUUUCGCUGGAGGUUGUUGGAGACGCACCAAGCGGUCGGGCUGGUCACUCUGCCUACUGCACGCUGAACGGCAAGUAUGCCAUCAUUUUUGGCGGCGCAAAUAGUACGGACUGGUUCAGGGACUUGUACAUUGCCCCCCUGGCUGAGUUGACAAGUUCACUUCGGGCGGUGUUCCAGCGCGUGGAGGCGGUGACUCUGGCGCCUUCUCCUGUGCUGCGGAGUUUUGUCUCUUCUUCUCUCCCCGUAGCUGCAGCUCCAGCGUCAUCCCUCACACGUGAGUCUGCCUCCCUCGCGUGGCCGAGCGCUCGUCGCUCGCACACACUGGUGCCGAUGGAGGAGGGAAAGGCCAUUCUCUUUGGCGGGCACAGUGUUGUUUCCGUCAAUGAUGUCUGGAUACUGGAUGAAAAAUCAUUUGCAUGGAGGCAAGUGGAGACGCGUGGGCUAGACUCGCAGUUUCCUCUGAUGGGGAUCCCAGCAUCGCGGUACUGUCACUCGUCUGUGGUGUACCCCAACCCAACAUCGUCGGCGCAUGCAACGAGUGAUGCCGUUGACUCGUCCGAUACCGCCGCGUCCAGCAGCUAUGCAGAAGUUGGAAGAAGUUUAUACGUGUUCGGCGGGGUCCUCUUUUCCCCCUUCGGUGACAACGCCCUCUGGGAGUUGAGCCUCUCCACCUUUAUCUGGCGUCGAGUAAAAGUGCGGGGCGGAGUUCUUCCACCGCCACGCUUCGGGCAUAUUGCGUGUGUCUUGUCCCACUGUAUGAUUGUGUUUGGUGGGGCGGACAAGUUCCCGUCGGGGCGCUCCCUUGACGACUGCUUCAUGUACAACUUCCGCUCCCGCGAGUGGAGCCCGUUAAAUAGUGUCGCCUCCCGUAGCUUGACUGCGGAUCCCGCCUUCCCCACGCACUGCUCCGCAGAUGCGGCCUUGACGACGGAAGCCGGAUCACAUCUGAAUCCCUCCGCGUUCAGUCACUUGAGUGCCGCUCUUUCGCGGGGUCAUCGAGCGCUGGAGGAGGCGCAGGAGGAGGCGUCAAGUCGCAUGCCGCCGGGUCGUCGCUCGCAUGCCGCCGCUCGCUCCGCUAGAGGUAAAAUUAUUAUAUUUGGUGGAUGGGACGGCUGCCGCGUCGACGGUGAGUGUUUUCAGCUCCGGCUCGCGCCCUCCACACUGCGAGAACGUUGCUAUGCCUUUCUCAUGGGUACACGUCGGCCCGGCAGCUGA